UGCAGGAGGCCGUGUGCGAAGUCCAGCAGGGCGUCAGGGCGGUUGACGUGCAGGUGCAUGCCGUGGCCACCCUGGAGCAGAGGCUCGCGAGGCUGGAGCUGCUGCAGGAGCAGGCGGAACGCAGCAGGGUCGACGCGUCUGCUGCGCUGACCUCCAGGCUGGACGCGGUGGCCGCCCAGGUGCCCUUGCAGGCUGCCGCGCUCCCUGUGAGCGCGAAGCUCGACGCCCUGAUGGCCGUGCUCGCGGACCCGGGCGCGACUGUGCCUGCCGUGGUGCUGGAGGCCGCCAAGCCUCUCGCCGUGGGCGCCGCCGCGGCCCCCCGUGUGGCGGCGGUCCCGGCUGUCGCCGAGGCCUUCGACGGCGAUGACGACGACCAUCACCGCCACCACCUCGGGGCUGCCCUGGCCUGA
This is a messenger RNA of Prorocentrum cordatum, 410 nucleotides long. The record is from the annotation of a GenBank genome assembly. Lineage: Eukaryota; Dinophyceae; Prorocentrales; Prorocentraceae.